AUGGAUAAAUCGUCAUCAAAACCGUCGUUUUUCUCAUUCUCGCCGCUCAAGAGUAACUUGAAGAGUUCGUCGGCAAAGGCAAAGUCUCUCUGUUGGCAGAAAUCCGUCAAGGAGGAGAAUGCCAACUGGACGACAGUUGACCGCUCUGGGCUCACCCCCACACCGGAAGAGGCUCGGAGGUCCCGGAUGUCGCGGCGGCGAUGCUCGGCACCCUGUGCCAUGCCCCUGGCCGUGGAUAUGCAGUCCCGAAAGCCGUCAUUGAAGUCAUUACAAAUUAUGAAACUCGGCAGCAAUGAGGUACCGUCGCCUUCAAACUCGAUAUCUUCAACAGAAGAAAAUGAGCUGACAGAGGAACAGAGAAAAGAACUCAGAAAGGCAUUUGUGAUGUUCGAAAAAGGAGGAAAAAAUAAAAUGGCUGCCAGAGACCUCGGGGCCUUGCUUCGGUGUCUGGGAUGGAACCCUUCAGAGCGUGAACUAGAGGAGGCAAAACACGAGCUCGUCGUCAGCUCGCGUGGUUCUGUGACGUUCGCGGAGAUUGAGCGCUACAUGGCGCGGCGGGGAGGCAUACUGUACGGCUGCCAGGAUAAAGAGGAUAUCCAAGAGGCUUUCCAGGUUCUGGACGGAGAUGGGGACGGGAAGAUCUCCAUACGGGACUUCCGGUACUUUAUGACCACCAUGGGUGAAAAGAUGACAGACGAGGAGGUAGAGGACAUGCUUCAGUCCGUCUACAAGCGGAAACACACAAACUUCGACAGCAUCGAUUUCCAUGUGUACGUGAAUAACUGUGGUCAUGCGGAGGACUUUGUGGAUAAAGGCGGAAUCAUCUCUCCAGAGGACCAUGCGGAGUCGAUCGUUCACUCCAAGCUUCUAAUGUCUUCUAAAUCGCACGAGUGUUGGCGUUAA
Molecule: messenger RNA, 903 nt
Organism: Dreissena polymorpha
Lineage: Eukaryota; Metazoa; Mollusca; Bivalvia; Myida; Dreissenidae
Product: caltractin-like
Exons: 6
Coding region: 1-903 (300 amino acids)
Cellular component (GO): myosin II complex
Molecular function (GO): calcium ion binding
Source: RefSeq, a predicted model, not a curated record